Otolemur garnettii (small-eared galago) is the source of this 976-nucleotide messenger RNA. RefSeq names its product SEBOX homeobox (gene SEBOX). Bases 144 to 782 code for a protein of 212 amino acids. The transcript is spliced from 3 exons. Gene Ontology annotation, molecular function: DNA binding. Lineage: Eukaryota; Metazoa; Chordata; Mammalia; Primates; Galagidae. The record is from RefSeq and is a predicted model, not a curated record.
GCCCUACCCAUACCCCUAUAAACCCCAACCCUGUCCCUGGGCUUCCUACCUUCUCCUGGGACUUCUCUACCCUGCUUGAGCUGGACGCUAAACCUCUUCCCUCCUGAGGUGGGGGCAGACACGCUGAGUAGGAUAAAGCCCAAAUGGAGAGGUCUGGUGUGGGCCCAGCUCUGACAUGGCCCUCUGGCUCCUCGCUUUCUGCCAGCUCCAUGGCCAGUCCUGUGGAUGCAUCCCCAGCAGGCCGCACCAGUGGGAUGGGUCUCCACCGGAGGAAGCGGACCACUUUCAGCAGAGGGCAGUUGCUGGAGCUAGAGCGGGUAUUUGCUGCGCGACCCUACCCUGACAUCAGCACCCGUGAGCACCUGGCCCAGGUCACCCACCUUCCUGAGGCCAAGAUACAGGUGUGGUUCCAGAACCGCCGAGCCAAGAGAAUCAAGAACAGAAAACCAGGAGGUCUAAGCCCCAGCUCCGAACCCCCUCAGAGCUCCUGUUCUCUUCCAGACACCCUCCAGCAGCCCUGGGAACCCCAAGUGCUGAGGCAGCCACCACCAUCCCCUGGCCCACCUCAGCGUGCCUCAGUGCGUUGUCAUGCCUCUUGUGCAGCUCCUAACUUGGGUCCAGGGCAAGGAUGGAUGGUGGCUAAAGUCACAGCCCCAUGGGGAUCAGUUGGGGCUUCAGAGGUAUACCUUUCCUUGGAGCAAGCUACUCCCCAGACCUCACUGGGUAGCCUGUCUGACCUCAUCUAUGCCUCAGCCAUUGUCACCAAUGUGGACCACUCCUAAUCUAGGUCCAGAACUUGCAAGACCCCUCCUUUGGUUCCUGUAGCUCACCCUGCCCUGGUUAGGACUUAACAUUAUCAGAAGUGGGUCCCUUUCUCCCUUCUCUCACAGAACGAAACUCUCCUAUGGGAAGGGAGUUUAGCUCAGGGAUUCUUCCCCUCCACUGGACUCCAGGCUAGCUAAGGUGCAGGCCCUGU